This is a messenger RNA of Nicrophorus vespilloides, 6139 nucleotides long. It is a transcript of the gene brm, whose product is annotated as ATP-dependent helicase brm. The record is from RefSeq and is a predicted model, not a curated record. Gene Ontology annotation, biological process: positive regulation of transcription by RNA polymerase II. Gene Ontology annotation, cellular component: nucleus. Lineage: Eukaryota; Metazoa; Arthropoda; Insecta; Coleoptera; Silphidae. Bases 192 to 5948 code for a protein of 1918 amino acids. Gene Ontology annotation, molecular function: ATP binding; ATP-dependent chromatin remodeler activity; DNA binding. The transcript is spliced from 11 exons.
UGAGCAGAUAGUGUUGAUAGAAAAAUGGCCGAUGUUGUGUUGUUCGUUUGUAAGAUUAACUUAUAGAGUUUAUGCAAACCGAUUUCUCCAGUGACUAUGGAUUUCGUUAAGUUACUUAAUUGGAAAUAAUCAGAUGAAUAUUCAGUUAAUUAUUCUGCACUACUAGGUGGGAAAAUAUUGCGAAGCAUAUUAUGGCUAGUCCAUCACCGCAAAGCAGCCCAAUGCCUCCACCACAGGCACCAAGUCCAAUGGGACCACCAUCACAAAGUCCGGCACCUUGUCCAUCACCACAUAGUCCAUAUCAAGUACCAUCGGGUCAUCUCAAUGGACCACCAUCAGCAAAUAUUGGCCCAAUGCCUCCACAAGGUCCAGGACAUCAUCCACAAGGUCCACCAGGUCCACACAUGCAAUCUCCACAGCAUUCAGGAAUGUCUUCUCAUCAAGGGCAUCCAGGAAUGCCCUCAUCUCAUGGUCCACCAACUGGUGUACCAACACCUCCUUGCCAUCCUACUGGAGUUGUUCAUCAAGGUCCCUCUAUACAGGGACACAUGGGUGUACCACAACAGGGACAUUCUGGUCCACCAAUGCAAGUUCAUCAAGGACACCCCAAUCAAGUAACGUCUGGCCAUGUUGGGUCAUCUGUACAUCCUGCUGGUCAACAAGGAAAUGUUGGUGGCCCUAUAGGUCAUUCUAUUAUACCACAAGGACAUCCUUCCGGGGCCCAAGUACAUGCAGGAGUUCCUCAUGUGCAUCAUGCAAUGCCACCACAAGGACAUGCAAGUGGACAUUCAGGAGGGCAACAAAGUCACUUGGCAGGGCCAACAGGUCAUCCUGGUGGACCACCUGGGCAUCCAGGAGGACAACCAGGACAUCCAGGAGGACCGCCAGGACAUCAAGGAGGACCGCCAGGACAUCAAGGAGGACCGCCAGGACAUCCUGGAGGACCGCCAGGGCAUCAAGGACCACCUGGCCAUCCAGUAGGACAGCAAGGACAUCCAGGUGGUCCACCAGGGCACCCUGUAGGACAGCAAGGACAUCCAGGUGGUCCACCAGGUGCAUCCUGGAGGACAGCAAGGACAUCCAGGUGGUCCACCAGGUCAUCCUGGAGGACAGCAAGGACAUCCAGGUGGUCCACCAGGCAUCCUGGAGGACAGCAAGGACAUCCAGGUGGUCCACCGGGGCACCCUGUAGGACAGCAAGGACAUCCAGGUGGUCCACCAGUGCAUCCCGGAGGACAGCAAGGACAUCCAGGUGGUCCACCAGUGCAUCCUGGAGGACAGCAAGGACAUCCAGGUGGUCCUCAAGGACAUUCUCUUGGACAUCCUGGAGGACCUCAGAGUCAUCAUGGGGGCCCUCAAAGCCUUACGAACAGCACUCCACCAGUACAUAGUCACCCUGGAGGACCACAUCAACAACAUCCUAGUGGUCCAUCACCAGGUCAAGUGCAUCCCUCUACAGGACAUAUGCAAGCAGGUGCACCAGGGGGGCCAUCGCCUCAUGGUAUGCCACAUAAUAUACAAGGUCCUUCUGGUCAACCAUAUGCAGGGCUUCCAAUGGCACCAAUUAAUCAUCCCUCACAAGGACAGAAUCCCACUUCCUCGCCAGGACCACAAGGCCCUCCAGGUGGAAUUCCACAACCAGGACCUCCAAUACCUCAGGGACAAGAAAAUUUGAGUGCUCUUCAGCGAGCAAUAGAUUCCAUGGAAGAAAAGGGAAUGCAAGAAGACCCUCGCUAUUCACAAUUAUUAGCACUGCGUGCACGCACAAAUGGCAGUAAUUCGCUAUUUAACCAGUUGCAAAUGCAACAACUUAGGUCGCAAAUUUUAGCAUAUAGAAUGUUAGCUAGAAACCAACCAUUGACUCAGCAAAUGACAAUGGCAGUACAGGGUAAAAGACCUGAUGGUACUCCACAAUUUCCAACGCCUCCUUCGAGUCCAUUCCAACAAGCUGUGCAAGCUCCUCAGAGUGGUGGGCCGCCGCCCUCCUCUGGCGAAGUGAAUGAAUCCUCGUCAUCUGAAAGUAAUACACCACAACCAACAUCCCAGCAACAGCAAACUGCACCGCCACCACAACAACAACAAACACCACCACCACCACAACAACAACAAACACCACCACAGCAACUGCAGCAACAACAACAACCAGGGCCUCCACUUCCACCACAACCAAUGAGACCUCCGGGAGCUCCUCCAAGUGCGACUGCUUCUCAACAUAUAGUAGGUCCAACUUCAAUUCCACCUCAGUCUGCACAAAAACCUUCUCUGCAACCACCUUUACCUGGGCAACCGCAUGGUGUUCGUCCUGGUGGUCCUGGACAAGCAAAUCAACAACAGCAGCAAGUUCAGGGUAAACAAAAUCGUGUUACUACUUUAUCGAAACCAGUAGGGAUAGAUCCAUUAGUAAUUCUUCAAGAACGUGAAAAUCGUGUAGCAUCUCGUAUACAAGCCCGCAUGGAUCAACUUAGUAACUUACCUACAAACAUGCCUGAAGAUUUACGCAUUCAAGCUCAGAUUGAAUUGAGAGCUUUGAGAUGCUUAAAUUUUCAACGUCAAUUACGUAGCGAAAUAAUAGCCUGUACGCGUAAGGAUACAACUUUAGAAACAGCAGUUAAUGUAAAAGCAUACAAACGUACCAAGCGACAGGGCCUUAGAGAAGCACGUGCUACGGAAAAACUAGAAAAACAACAAAAAUUGGAAGCCGAACGAAAGCGUCGCCAGAAACAUCAAGAAUUUUUAGGUUCAGUUCUUCAACAUGGAAAAGAUUUUAAAGAUUUCCACAGAAAUAAUCAAGCAAAGUUGGCACGAUUAAAUAAGGCUGUAAUGAAUUAUCAUGCAAAUGCGGAACGUGAACAGAAGAAAGAACAGGAGAGAAUUGAAAAAGAACGUAUGAGAAGACUGAUGGCUGAAGAUGAAGAAGGCUAUAGGAAACUUAUUGAUCAAAAGAAAGAUAAACGCCUGGCGUUCUUACUUUCACAAACAGACGAAUACAUUUCCAACCUUACUGAAAUGGUUAAACAGCAUAAGAUUGAACAAAGAAGAAAGCAACAAGAAGAAGAGAAGAGGAAAAAGGUAAACUUGAAAAAGAAGAAGAAGACAAAAGUCGGUGCAGAUGGCAUGGAAGUGGAUGAUGAAGGUUCUCAGGGUUCAGAUAGACCAGUCACUGUUGUAGAAACUUCUUCUGGUAAGAUAUUAAGUGGAGAAGAUGCGCCAUUGUUAAGUCAACUUCAACAGUGGCUUGAAUGUCAUCCUGGCUGGGAAGUUGUUGAAGAUAGUGAUGAUGAUUCAGAUGAUGAUCCAGAAGGCUCGCAUAAAAAGUCUGAAAAUAAAAAUGAUGAUCCUAAAGUCAAAGAUGUUCUUAAAAAGGCUAAAGUCGAGGAUGACGAGUAUCAUAAAAAUGCUAAUGAGGAACAAACGUAUUACAGCAUAGCUCAUACAGUACAUGAAAUAGUUACAGAACAAGCCUCAAUUAUGGUGAAUGGCAAUUUGAAAGAAUAUCAAAUUAAGGGUCUUGAAUGGCUAGUUUCUUUAUACAAUAACAAUCUGAAUGGAAUUUUAGCUGACGAGAUGGGUCUUGGUAAAACCAUUCAAACGAUUGCACUAAUAACGUACUUAAUGGAAAAGAAAAAAGUUAAUGGACCUUUCUUGAUUAUUGUUCCUCUAUCGACGCUUUCCAAUUGGGUUUUGGAAUUUGAAAAGUGGUCUCCUUCAGUGGUAGUUGUAUCGUACAAAGGAUCACCAGCUGGUAGAAGACAAAUCCAAUCUCAGAUGAGAGCUACUAAAUUCAACGUACUUUUAACAACAUAUGAAUAUGUAAUAAAAGACAAGGGCGUUUUAGCUAAACUCCCAUGGAAAUAUAUGAUUAUUGACGAGGGGCAUAGAAUGAAAAAUCAUCACUGCAAGCUCACCCAAGUUUUGAAUACUCAUUAUUUAGCGCCACACAGACUUUUGCUCACUGGAACACCAUUACAAAAUAAACUUCCUGAAUUAUGGGCACUUUUAAACUUUUUAUUGCCUUCUAUAUUCAAAAGUUGUUCUACAUUUGAACAAUGGUUUAAUGCACCAUUUGCGACGACUGGGGAGAAAGUUGAAUUAAACGAAGAAGAAACUAUACUUAUUAUUCGUCGUCUCCACAAAGUGCUAAGACCAUUUUUGCUCAGACGUCUCAAAAAGGAAGUGGAAUCUCAACUUCCAGACAAAGUGGAAUAUAUUAUUAAAUGCGAUAUGUCUGGAUUACAACGUGUUCUUUAUAAACAUAUGCAAAGUAAGGGAGUUUUACUUACAGACGGUUCAGAGAAAGGAAACAAAGGCAAAGGUGGCUCUAAAGCUCUUAUGAAUACUAUUGUGCAACUCAGAAAAUUAUGUAAUCAUCCAUUCAUGUUUCAAAAUAUUGAAGAAAAAUAUUGCGAUCAUGUUGGAAUGGCCGGUGGCGUUAUUUCAGGACCUGAUGUAUACAGGGCCUCAGGAAAAUUCGAAUUGCUGGACCGCAUUCUACCCAAGUUAAAAGCAACUAAUCAUCGUGUUUUACUUUUCUGUCAAAUGACACAAUUAAUGACCAUCAUGGAAGAUUACUUAAGUUGGAGAGGGUUUGGAUAUUUACGUUUGGAUGGAACAACCAAAGCAGAAGAUCGCGGAGAUUUGCUUAAGAAAUUCAAUAGUCGUCACAGCGAAUAUUUCUUAUUUCUGCUAUCAACCCGAGCAGGAGGAUUGGGUUUAAAUUUACAAACUGCUGAUACUGUAAUUAUAUUUGAUUCUGAUUGGAACCCACACCAGGAUCUUCAAGCCCAAGAUCGUGCGCAUCGUAUUGGCCAACAAAAUGAAGUACGAGUCUUGCGAUUAAUGACUGUAAAUUCCGUAGAAGAACGAAUUUUAGCAGCUGCAAGAUAUAAGUUAAAUAUGGAUGAGAAAGUUAUCCAAGCCGGUAUGUUUGACCAAAAAUCGACAGGUUCUGAAAGACAACAAUUCUUGCAAAGUAUUCUUCAUCAAGAUGGUGAUGAUGAAGAAGAAGAAAAUGAAGUACCUGAUGAUGAAAAUGUUAAUCAAAUGGUAGCACGUUCUGAAGCUGAAUUUGAAAUAUUUCAAAAAAUGGAUCUCGAGAGGAGACGAGAAGAAGCGAAAUUGGGAUCUGCCAGGAAAGGAAGGUUAUUGGAAGAAAGUGAAUUGCCUGACUGGCUGGUUAAAGAAGACGAUGAGGUCGAAUGUUGGGCAUAUGAAGAUCCAGAAGAGAGUAUUUUAGGAAGAGGUACAAGGCAAAGAAAGGAAGUUGAUUAUACGGAUAGCUUAACUGAAAAAGAAUGGCUAAAAGCAAUCGAUGAAGGAGGAGAUUAUGAUGACGAGGAAGAAGAGGAAGAAAAAAUUAAUAAGAAGAAAAAAGGACGUAAAAAACGAAAACGAGGUGACGAUUCUGAUUCUGAAGUUGGAACCAGCAGUAGCAAGAGACGUAGAGGACAGUCUGGUAUUGAUUCGAAGCUUAAGAAGCAAAUGAGAAAAUUAAUGAAUAUUGUUUUAAAGUAUACAGACAGCGAUGGGAGAUUAUUAAGUGAACCAUUUAUGAAAAUACCACCGAGAAAAGAUUACCCAGAUUAUUACGACAUUAUCAAGAAACCUAUUGAUAUGACAAAAAUUGCCAACAGAAUUGAUGAGGGCAAGUAUACAGAUUUUGCGGAUUUAGAAAGAGAUUUCAUGUUACUAUGCCAAAAUGCACAGAUAUAUAAUGAAGAAAAUUCAUUAAUUCAUGAAGAUAGUAUAGUUCUUCAGUCUGUAUUUACUAAUGCAAAGCAACGUCUUGAAACAGAUGGCGAUGAUGAUGACGGCGAAGACGAUGAUAACAAAUCCGAUACUGAUUCCACUGUAAAAAUGAAGAUAAAAUUGAAGAAUAAAAAAGGCGGUGGACGUCGUAAACGUUCCGCAAAAAAAUACAUUUCUGACGAUGAUGAUGACGAUGAUGACUAAAUAUUAGAAAGUUUCAUUGUGUUUUGUACAUAUUCCUCAGUUAAUUGUAAAAGUGAUCAGAAAUUGGAAUAAAUAAUCUGAUCUUAAUUAUAUAUGUAAUAAAUCAUUGGUAGUUUGAUAUUCUUCAGUGGAUAAUUAUGGAAUAUGGAUUCUUAAUAUAUAAAUAUUUUAAUUACAUUUCAUUAUAACGU